AUGGCGCAUGAAUUUGCAAAGAGAAACGAAAUCUUGAGAGAUGAAUGGAAUAAAUUGAAUGCUGCCGAAAGGGCACCUUUUGAGAGUGCUGCAAAGGCUGACAAAGAGCGUUACACUGCUGAAGUGGAACAAGCUAAGAAGGAUGCCGCUCCAAAGAGACCAUUGUCUGGUUACUUCAGAUGGUUCCAAGAGAACAGAGAGGCUUUGUUGAAUGCCAACCCAGGUAUUGCUACAAAGGACUUGGUGAAACUUGCAGGUGCUGAGUGGAGAAAACUGAGCACAGAUAUCCAAGAGUCCUUCAACAUUGAGGCCAGAAGAGAUAUGGAUGUGUGGAAACAGGACUAUGCUAAAUGGAAGGAGGCAAAGAACUCAAUCUGA
Molecule: messenger RNA, 378 nt
Organism: Williopsis jadinii
Lineage: Eukaryota; Fungi; Ascomycota; Saccharomycetes; Phaffomycetales; Wickerhamomycetaceae
Exons: 1
Coding region: 1-378 (125 amino acids)
Biological process (GO): regulation of gene expression
Cellular component (GO): nucleus
Source: RefSeq, a predicted model, not a curated record